This is a messenger RNA of Oreochromis aureus, 1862 nucleotides long. RefSeq names its product cell division control protein 42 homolog. The transcript is spliced from 6 exons. Gene Ontology annotation, cellular component: dendritic spine. Lineage: Eukaryota; Metazoa; Chordata; Actinopteri; Cichliformes; Cichlidae. Gene Ontology annotation, molecular function: GTP binding; GTPase activity. Gene Ontology annotation, biological process: modification of synaptic structure; small GTPase-mediated signal transduction. Bases 355 to 930 code for a protein of 191 amino acids. The record is from RefSeq and is a predicted model, not a curated record.
GAAAGGAACGUUUGAAGCGUCAUGCCUAAGACUUCGUGCAUGAUAUUGAACUUAUAUACAAAGAAAACGCCUUAGAAUAAAAAUUUUACUUUCAGGUUUAGAGAACUAGCUUUUACAAUGAAUGGAGUUUGUAGCAACAUGUAAAUGUUUUACUUUGAAACUGUUGUCCGGGAUUAUUCCGUCUCGCUUGAAAGUCGUAGUGGAAGUCGCUACUCGCAGACUGGCUGUACCAAGUUGUUGCUCGCUGGUGCCAACGCCCGGCGAAACAGACUGCUAACGUUAGCUAGCAGAGACACAAGAGGGACACGGGUAACGUGAUAAACGUGAUUGCUAGCAGCUUCAGAAAGCACAGAGAUGCAGACUAUCAAGUGUGUGGUGGUGGGUGAUGGAGCAGUGGGAAAAACCUGUCUGUUGAUUUCAUACACCACUAAUAAAUUCCCCUCAGAAUAUGUACCAACAGUGUUUGACAACUAUGCAGUAACUGUAAUGAUUGGGGGUGAACCCUACACCCUUGGCUUAUUUGACACAGCAGGUCAGGAGGAUUAUGACCGGUUACGACCUCUAAGCUACCCGCAGACUGAUGUCUUCUUAGUGUGUUUCUCAGUUGUUUCACCUUCCUCAUUUGAGAAUGUUAAAGAAAAGUGGGUUCCUGAGAUAACUCACCACUGUCCCAAGACCCCGUUCCUGUUGGUAGGCACUCAGAUCGACCUGCGUGAUGAUCCGUCUACAGUGGAAAAGUUAGCCAAGAACAAACAAAAGCCAAUCACUCCUGAGACAGCAGAAAAGCUGGCUCGUGACCUUAAGGCAGUCAAAUAUGUUGAGUGCUCUGCUCUAACACAGAAAGGAUUAAAGAAUGUGUUUGAUGAGGCAAUACUGGCUGCCCUGGAGCCACCUGAACCUAAGAAAAGACGUAAAUGUGUUCUGCUCUAAGUUUCGUCGCAGUCUUCACACCAGUUUCCAAAUCUAGGUUAACAGUACUGAAGAGGUUUUCUGCACAAGCACAUUCCACUAUAAGUUGAGAUAUUUUUAAAUAUUACCCUUCUCACAUACUUAACCUUAAAACAUAUUUUGUGUAAGACUGAUACACUUUGUCAUAAUUUGAUGCCAUUGAAAUUUUGUACACAAUGUGAACACUGAAUGCUGACACUUAAGGAAAUUCUAAGGAACACUUGGAAGCAAUGUUUUGGUUUGGCCACAUUAUCUUUGCAGAGGUUUUCUUGCGAAAGAAGUGAUUAUGCAAAGACAUUUUUAUAGAGCUCCUGUUUCAAGACUCCUAUAAAAUAGAGCUUUAAUAAAGUCCCUUAAAGUUAUAAAUUGUUUUCCAAACGCUUGUUUAGGGAAAGCUCCACUUAAUCUUCUCAACAUAGUCUUAAGGUAAAUGUAAGAAACCUAAAGAAAUAUGGAACUUCUAGGGUAUGGUUUUACCUUCGGUCUGAUAAAAGUGGAAAAUCUAUUUCGCUGUUACUAUGAGUUUGAGUACAACUAUAUCCCAGUCAUUUUCUUUUUCUGACAAGUAUCAAGGAGACAGUGUAUGUCCUCAAUGAUCAUCAACAGAUGGUAAAUUUAAACUUUGUGGAAGUGUAACUACACCGUUAACAGGUUGAGAUCCUGUGGAAGUGAUUAAAUUACUUAACUCAUAAUUAUUGCCUUUGACUAUCCAUUCCUAGAUUGUGGGCUUGCAUUUAAUUUGUAAAUGUAGUGAAAGUAACUCGUAACUUAUUGACUGAAAAUUUGUAUGUCACUGAUGAAAGACUGAAAGAACCUUCGCUGAAAUCACAUUAACCAGAAUAUAUUUCGCUCUUAUUUUUAUUCAAUUUCACAAUAAAGUUGGGACUGUAUUUUUGUUUGUAACAAAGCUUCAC